Messenger RNA from Trypanosoma theileri, 1023 nucleotides. RefSeq lists its product as uncharacterized. The coding region runs from base 1 to 1023 and encodes 340 amino acids. Lineage: Eukaryota; Euglenozoa; Kinetoplastea; Trypanosomatida; Trypanosomatidae. The transcript has a single exon. The record is from RefSeq and is a predicted model, not a curated record.
AUGAGGCACGUGUUGUGUGUGUUGGUUCUCUCAUUCUGUUGUGUCUGCGGAUGUGUGCUGGCUACAGGAGAAGUUGAAGGUUUAAAGACCGGGGUUGCUGGUGGUGAUGAAGUUUGUCCUUCAAAGAAUACUGGUUCCAAGUGUGAAAAUAAACCUAAGCAACCUGAAGAUUCUCCUGAGUGUCUGGAACCUGAGAAGGAGAAAUGCAGUACUGAGGAUGGUGGGAGUGAAGAAAAUUGCCGUAAAGCUUCUGAAACUCCUUGUCCACAACCACCAGAACCAGCUCCAACUACAAAGGAACCUAAUCGCUCUGGUGGAGAGCCUGGUGUUGUUGGUCCUGGUGCUGCUAUUAUUCCCAACAGUGAUAGUGAAGCGGGAGAGAACCAAGAGAAACUGGGUGGAAAAGUGGAACUUGAUGCCGCAGGUCAAAAACCACUCGCACAGAUUCCAGCAACAUCUACCGCAACCCCACGGCCGGUGAAUGGUGAAGAACGUGAUCCUGUUCUUCAAGGGACUGAUGAUACUGGAACCGGUGUCCAACGUCCUAUUGGUGGUAGUGAUGGCUCUGCUCAUCCUCCUGCUGCUUCUCCUAUUGCUGCUGGUGCUGCUGUGGAAGGGAGUAACGGUUCGUCUCCAUCUGGAGGUCAAACUGGAGCCAACGUCAACAAUCCAGCAGGUGAAGGUGCAGUCAACGCGGAGAGUACAGCGGCAGUACAACCCACUUCUCCUUCUCCCGAAUCUUCAGACACAGAGACUGCCAAUGGUUCUGGUACUGCAAACGAUGGGGGUAGCAGUACAUCUCCAGAGAGUGAGCCAUCCAAUAACCCAAGUGAUGAGGAAUCAACAACUACUUCUACGACCACUACUACCAAUAUAAUUCCUCCUGUCCCUGGAAUCAACAAUAACAACAUAAUGCCAAAUGUGAAGGGUGAUGCAGACAGCAGCAGCAGUAUCAGCAGUUCUGUGUGGGUGCGUGUGCUACUACUGAUUGUGGUUACACUGGCCUGUAUUCUUGUGUGCUGA